AUGAAGGCAGCCAUGAAUACUAGUGAUGAAAUUGUUAUAUCUGGGAUUUCUGGCAGAUUUCCAGAGUCUAAUAAUUUCAUUCAGUUCCGUGAUAAUCUCAUGAACAAAGUUGAUUUGAUAACAGAUGAUGAUCGUCGUUGGGUACUGUAUCAACGAGAUCUUCCAAGAUUAACUGGUAAAGUCAAUAAUGCCGAAAAGUUUGAUGCCAAAUUUUUCGAUUGCGACUUUAAGCAAUCGCAUACUAUGGAUCCUCAAGGAAGAAUGCUGCUGGAGCACGCUUACGAAGCUAUCGUUGAUGCUGGGGUUAAUCCCGAGAAUUUGAGGGACACCAACACAGGCGUAUUCGUUGCGACUUGUUUCGUAGAGUCUGAGUACACUUGGAUCUAUGAAAAACAUCAGGGCGAUGGCCUUGGUAUGAUUGGAACCUGUAAAUCUAUGUUGGCGAACAGAUUGUCUCGAUGGCUCGGGGUAAAGGGACCAAGUUAUAAUGUUGACUCUGCCUGUAGCUCGAGUCUCUAUGCCAUGGAACAUGCAUAUAGUGCUAUAAGGACUGGCCUGUGUGAUAACGCCCUCGUCUGUGCUUCCAAUCUUUGUCUUCAUCCGAACAUGUCAAUGCAGUAUGCUCGUUUAGGUGUCCUGUCUCUUGAUGGUCACUCAAAAUCUUUCGAUAACGGCGCUAAUGGUUACGUGAGGAGUGAGACCAUUGCUGUUGCUUAUCUCCAAAAAGCCAUGGGUGCAAAACGUAUCUAUGCGACUGUGGUUCAUGUGAAAACGAAUUGCGAUGGCUUCAAACCGCAAGGAAUCACGUUCCCAUCUAGUCAGAUUCAAAGUCUCCUGUUAAAGGAUAUCUAUAAAGAGUGUAAAGUACCACCAUCUUCAGUAGCUUACUUUGAAGCGCACGGCACUGGAACGAAAGUAGGAGAUCCUGAGGAGCUAAAAGCAAUUGCAUCUGUGUUUCACUCUGAGAAAGAGGCGCCAUUGAAGAUUGGUGCAGUAAAAUCGAACAUGGGGCAUGCUGAAGCAGCUGCUGGUAUGGCUCAAAUUUCUAAGAUCAUUAUCGCCUAUGAGAGUGGUACUAUCCCACCAAAUUUACACUAUAAAGAGCCACGAGAGGGUGUCAAAGCUCUUCAGGAUGGAAGGUUGAAGGUUAUUACUGAACCAACACCUUGGAAUGGCGGAUACGUUGGCAUCAGCUCAUUCGGUUUCGGUGGUGCUAAUGCUCAUGUUGUCCUUAAGUCAAAUUCUAAGGAGAAGAUCAAUGGCGGUGCACCUCAGGAUGAUCUUCCGAGACUGGUCGUUGCAUCUGGAAGGACGGAAGACGCUGUUGGCUCUAUUUUGACAGAUGUUGAAAAUCGUCCAGUUGACAUAGAAUACAUUCGCUUAUUACACGAUCUCUACGCAGAGAAACUCUCACGUCAUCCUUAUCGGGGCUACACCAUUGUCGGUGGCUGCAAACUCGGAAAGAAGCUUCAAAAGAUCAAGCAUUAUCCAGGAAUCAGGCGACCAGUGUGGUUUGUUUUCUCAGGAGUGGGCUCUCAGUGGCUAACAAUGAGACCGUCUCUUUUGCGAUUCCAAGUCUUUGCAAACACCAUCAACAGAUACCAUGCAAGUCUUAAAUCCAAAGGAAUUGACAUAUACAGCAUCCUGAUGAAUCCUGACGGAUUGACCUCUGGCAAUAUCGUGAGUCUAUUUGUUGGAAUAACUGCAAUGCAGAUUGGUCUAGUAGACCUUUUAACAACCUUGGGAAUAUUCCCAGAUGGUAUGAUUGGACACGCAUUUGGAGAGCUGGGCUGUGCCUACGCCGAUGGUUCACUUACAGCCGAGCAAACCAUCCUAGCAGCAUAUUCAUUAGCUCUAGUUCUAUUAAGAACGGAAUCAAUUGACAUUUCAAUGGCAACUGUUAGUCUGGGUUCGAAGGAGCUUGAAAAUCUAUGUCCACCAGACAUCGAAGUCGUGUGGCACAACAGCCCUGAAAGCUCAACAAUAAGUGGACCUACAGCGUCAAUAGAAGCUCUCAUGGCUCGGCUGACAGCCGUCGAUAUUUCAACUCAAAAAAUUCCUUGCAGUACUAUUGUUUAUAACAGAAAAUACAUGGCAGAAAUUGGACCCAAGCUUUUGGCAUACCUGAAGGAAGUCAUUCCACAGCCCAAAGUAAAAAGUUCUAGAUGGUUCAGCACAUCAAUACCUGAAUCACAGUGGAACUCUUCUCCAGCCAGACUAUCUUCUGCAGAAUAUCACUCAAACAAUUUCCUCUCUCCUAUUCUAUUUGCAGAAUCGUCUGUGCUUAUCCCUGAAGACGCUGUCAUAAUUGAAAUUACGCCCCAUAACUUCCUCCAAGACCUUCUGGAUGAAUCUCUUCCUCCUCAAUGGACUCUUAUCCCCCUUAUUCAGGACGGACAACAGGACGAUGCUGAAAUAUUCCUGCAGGCAAUUGGAGAGCUAUAUGACGUAGGGCUGCAACCAGAAAUUUGGAAGUUGUAUCCUGAAGUGAAAUUCCCAGUAUCCAGAGGAACUCCUAUGAUAUCUCCUCUUAUCAAGUGGGAUCACUCUGAAGACUGGUUCGUCAGUUGCUACAAACAGAAGGAUCGGACCACUUCUGGAGAGAGACAGGUGGAAUUAUCCAUUUCUGAUGAAGAAUUUGAGUACAUGGCUGGACAUAUCAUCGACGGGAGGAAUGUUUUACCUGCCACUGGAUAUUUGACGCUUGUCUGGGAAACUGUUGGUUUGAUGAGGGGGUUAUUGUUUACGGAGAUGUCCAUUGUUUUUGAGGAUGUUGAUUUCUUGAGAGCUACUACGAUUUCUGAAGAACCAGUGGACAUCACCAUCAUGAUUCAGACAGGAACCGGAAGAUUCGAAAUUAUUGAAGAUGGUGUAGCAGUGGUUACUGGGGUCGUACGUCAUACGAACGAUGCCCAAUUGGAACAAAUACAAUUCCCAAUUCGAGACGAAAACGAACCUGAAGAGUUGGAUACCAACGACUUGUACAAAGACCUUCGGAUACGGGGAUACCAGUACUCUGGGCUAUUCCGAGCUAUUAAAAGUGCAACUUUGGAUGGUACCAGAGGAACCAUUCGUUGGAACAAUAACUGGGUGACUUUCAUGGACAACAUGCUACAGAUGAUGCUGUUAGGACUUGAUACAAGGAGUCUCGUGGUUGCUACGAGGAUACAGAAACUGGUCAUUGAUACUAGGGAACAUUCUCAACAGAUUCAAUCAAUGUCACGCGACAAACCAGAAUUCACAGUUUUUGUCAACCGGAAACAUGACACAAUUAGUUCAGGGGGAAUUCAAAUACGUGGUCUGAAGAGUCAUUCAAUAUCUCGAAGAAGAACACUGAAUGAGCCAGUGCUGGAGACAUAUCAGUUCGUAGCUCAUAGAGAUCGUGCAGAAGUGUGUUUGAAAGAAGCAGUUUGCCUAGCGACUCAUCUGGCUGUGGAAAACCAAGUGAGCAUCAGAGUGAAGGUACUAGAGUCCUUGGAAAUAGGAGAGAUGUAUCCUCCUGAAGAGCUUCUGUCCUACCAUAUAGCAGAGAUACUAGCAGACCUACCAAUGAUUCAAUCAGAUCUGCAUAUAACCACGCCCCAGAAUCUUUUCACGAAAGAACUACCUCAUAACAUAAAUAUCUCGGAGCCAAAAAGAUUUACUCCAGAUACUAAUGCUCUGAUCUUAGCUGGCCGAGAUCUUCUAACUUCUCAGAAAACCGUAACUUUGACUCAUAUUCUCCCAGCACUGAGCGAUGGCGGCUUUGUCUUCACAAUCGAGUCUUCAUCUUUAGAGGAAAUUGAGCAAUCAUCGAAGAAAUAUGGGCUUCAUAUCAUUUCGGAAAAAGUAGUCGAUCGCUCUACGUUCUGGGUCCUUAGAAAAAUUGAUAAAAUACAGAAUUCCGGCAUGAUAAUCCAGGUAGACGAUAGAAAGUUUACUUGGGUUGAUACUUUGAAAGCAGUACUGCAAGCAGAAUCUGAACGUGAAAACUCAGGUUCUUCCAGAGUUCUACUGAUAAGUGAUAAAAUGUCGGAAAAUGGUCUACUGGGCCUCGUCAAAUGUCUCCGAAGGGAAUCUGGUGGCAAGAUAAUUCGUGGGGUAUUGAUCCAGGAUCAGAAUACAUCAAAGUUCUCAUUCUCAGAUUCCCUGUAUGCGGAUCAAUUAAAUUUAGAUCUUGCAAUAAAUGUCCUGAGACCAGGGGGAAUUUGGGGAUCAUACAGACAUCUACCUCUUCCCACUCCGACUCCACGCCUUGUUCACCAUGUCUGGGCGAAGCAGCUCGUACGAGGCGAUCUCAGCACAUUCCGUUGGAUGGAGGGGCCUAUCACAUUGAAUGCCAACUAUUCUGAUCUCGUUAGAGUUGUUUACUCAUCAAUAAAUUUCAAGGAUAUCAUGCUGGCCACUGGGAAACUUACUGCUGAUAAUUUUGAUGGCACUAGAAUUGCAGCAGAGUGUUUGGUCGGAUUCGAAUAUGCUGGAAUCACGACGAAUGAUUUCAGGGUCAUGGGCAUGGUCAGUUCUUGUGCUAUAACGAACAUUCUACAUUAUGAUUCGACUCUUAUGUGGACUGUACCCGAUUCUUGGACUUUGGAAGAGGCAGCUACAGUCCCUUGUGCCUAUGCUACAUGUUGCUAUGCUCUUUACUUCCAUGGAAAGAUGAAAAAGGGAGAUAAGAUAUUGAUUCACGCAGGAUCGGGUGGUGUCGGACAGGCGGCUAUCAAUCUUGCACUUUCAGCUGGAUGUGAAAUUUUCACGACCGUUGGUACUGGGGAGAAAAGAGCCUUUAUUCAAAAAACCUUCCCGCAGAUUCCUGAAGAUCACAUUGGUAAUUCUCGAGAUAGUAGUUUUGAGCAAUUGGUGAUGAAUAAGACGAAUGGUAAAGGUGUCGACAUUGUGCUCAAUUCGCUUGCCGAUGACAAGUUGCAAGCUUCAGUCCGAUGUCUAGCUGAAGGAGGAAAGUUUUUGGAGAUAGGAAAGUUUGAUAUAGCUAACAAUAGUAUUCUAGGAAUGUCAACCUUUUCGAAAGGGAUCAGUUUUUAUGGAAUAAUGCUCGACAAAUUUUUAACUGCGCCAUCGGGAAAAAAGAGAAAACUGCAUAGACUGGUGCAGAGAUUGCUUGAUGAAAGAAUUAUUAAACCACUCAAUUUCACUAUUUUUAAUAGAUGUGACAUUGAAUCUGCUUUUAAGUACAUGGCUGCCGGGAAACACAUUGGAAAGGUAAUACUCAAAAUUCAAGAUGAAACGAAUCUGGGGACUCUAAUUCCAGCGUUGCCACGGUACUACUGCCGGACAGACCGUUCUUACAUAAUUUUAGGAGGACUCGGUGGUUUUGGUCUGGAAUUAGCAGACUGGCUUAUCCUCCGUGGAGCUCAGUACAUAAUCCUAACAUCUCGUGGAGGCAUCAAGAAUGGCUAUCAACGCAUGAGAAUCAAGCGAUGGAAGAAUUACGGCGUUAAGGUCACCAUUAUCGCGAGAAAGGAGGCAUCAAAUCCAAAAGAUUGCGAAGACAUCCUUUCGUUAGCAUCGAAGCAAGCGCCGGUUGAUGCAAUUUACAAUCUUGCAGUCGUUCUGAAGGAUGGUCUCUUCGAAAAUCAAACACCAAAAACAUUCGAAGAGCCCUUCAAGGCCAAAGCUUGGAGUACAAAAAAUCUUGACAAAUUAUCAAGAAGAAUGUGCCCAAAACUUCGCCAUUUCGUUGUCUUUUCCUCAGUUUCCUGUGGCCGUGGAAAUGCAGGUCUUGCAAACUAUGGAAUGUCAAAUGCAAUCAUGGAAAGGAUCUGCGAAAAACGAGCUAGUGAGAGCCUUCCAGCACUUGCAAUUCAGUGGGGAGCAAUCGGGGAUGUUGGUAUCGUUGUAGACAUGCAGAAUAAUGACGAACAUGUCAUGAUGGGGGGGACUCUUCAGCAGAGAAUCGCAUCCUGUCUUCACGAACUUGAUGGCUUUCUCAAUCAGAAGUGUCCCGUCGUUGCAAGCAUGGUGGUUACUGAAAAUCGAGCUGGUAGCUCGGGUUGUCUUAAUAUUGCUGACACUGUCCUUAAUAUCAUGGGUAUCAAAGACUUGAAGUCAGUUGGUGUACAUACAUCACUAGCUGAGCUUGGGAUGGACUCUAUGAUGGCUAUGGAAAUUAAGCAAACAUUGGAACGUGAGUUCGAGAUAUUUCUAACCGCACAAAAUAUUCGUGAUUUGACCUUCGCAAAGCUUAUUGAGCGGGACUCAAAAAAUACUGAGCAGGAAAAAACGGCUGCGGAAGUGAUGGAGGAAGAGGCAUUUGUAGGGAUGAAGUUUAUGAUUAGGCUGCUUGGAAAGGAAGAAGCAAUGAAGGAGACUUGCUUGGAGUUGUACACAAAACGAGAGAGUGGAAGACCAGAGGUGUUCUUGAUUCCAGGUUUUGAGGGUUGUGGUGCUGUAUUUAUGAAUCUUGCAAAGAAUAUUACGGCUUUUGCUACUUGUUUACAAUUGAAUAAUUUGCGUACGAAGCAUCUUUCUAUUCCGGAUAUGGCGGAUGAAUUGUUACCAUACAUCCUCAAGAAAAAUGACAGCCGAAGAGAUUUUGUGAUGGUUGGAUACUCGUAUGGAGCACUUAUUACUAUCGAAUUAGUGAGAAAAUUAGAGGCUGAGUCGUUCACAGGCAAAGUAAUUCUCAUUGAUGGGGCACCGCUACUUUCGAAAGUCCUUAGAGAUCAACAGUUUGUAUCAAACAACGACAAUGAACUCCAGACGAAACUUCUGCUGAGUAUAGCUAACCGUAUUGCGCCAAAACUUUCUCGACAAUUAUUUGUGCAACUCAAACGGAGCAACUCUUGGGAAGAAAAGUUGGAUGCCUUCACAAAAUUCGUGCCCGCUAAGGCAUUAAAAAUUUCAUCCGAGCAACAAAGAAAUAUUUGGACUUGUAUAUAUAACCGGACGCUUGCAUUCAAUAAUUAUGAUAUUUCUAGCUUUCCGCUUCUCAGAUCUACAAUCACUCUCCUGAAACCGUCUGUUCAAAGCGUGAAGAAUUUACCUGCAGAUUAUGAUAUUAGUAAGAUAACAAGGGGGAAAGUAAAAUGCCACAUUCUUGAAGGAGAUCACGUUUCAAUACUCGAUAAUCCAAACGUAACACGUGUAAUUAAUGGAGAACGAAUUGAAGAUGUCACGGCAGUAGAAACUAUCACCAUGCAAAACGGAAAGAUUCUCACCCCCAUGUAUGAGGCGAGUAAUGGAAGAUUAACUAGUUAGAAAUGGAAAAAAACCAUUCGCUCCGUCAUAUUAGUCUUCAAUAUAUGCUGUAUUUUCCAGUUCUCAUUAUUGAAAAGGAAUGUCUUUUGAUGUUCACCACAUUGUAAUUUGAACUAGUACUGAUGUUUUAGCUUACUGAUUCCUACCUUUU
Molecule: messenger RNA, 7348 nt
Organism: Diachasma alloeum
Lineage: Eukaryota; Metazoa; Arthropoda; Insecta; Hymenoptera; Braconidae
Product: fatty acid synthase
Exons: 10
Coding region: 1-7197 (2398 amino acids)
Biological process (GO): fatty acid biosynthetic process
Molecular function (GO): oxidoreductase activity; 3-oxoacyl-[acyl-carrier-protein] synthase activity; fatty acid synthase activity
Source: RefSeq, a predicted model, not a curated record